AUGAAGGAUAACAACAAUGUGACCAAAGGUAAGAGCUUGUUACUCGUUCUUUCACUUAUGGCAACCAAUUCAUGUCUUUGCCUAACCACGCUAUGUCCAUGCUCUCACGUUUUGAUUUCGGUUGGCACUUUCACAUACAUGCCAUUAGCCAAGGGCACAAUUACGUGGCAACCAGCAUUGGCAGUGAUUGUUAUCAUUUUCUUGAUGCAUGUUUCUCAACUCAUUGGUCAUGCAUCAGUGUUGGCUCAGUCAUACGAUUUCUCCAACACAGUCAAUGUGUCAGAUGCAUCUGGUAAUGGCCUCAUCAAUUAUCCACUCCAAAUGGGGAGACCAUUCUUGAAGGGAGAAAUUCCCAACCACUACGUGCCAGCAAUCAAACUGAAUGGCCUUUUGAUUACUUCACAAGCUGAGAUUGCCACUCGUUAUGAGGAUGGCUCUGUUCGUUUUGCUGUCCUUUCAGCCAUCCUUCCAAAAAUUGAGAAGGUUGGAAACGCUUCCUUACAAAUGGUUCCAAUUCUCAACACUUCAGUUCCUGUGGCUUCUCCAUGCUCUAUUUCAGAUAUUUUCACACAAUUACCAGAGGCUGAUAUUUCGAUCACUCUCAUUGGAAAUGGAACCAGUCAUACUGUAAGCGCUCGAAACAUGAUUUCACAAGGUCUCUACGCGUGGACCAUUGAUUCAGGACUCGUUCGAUGUGAAUUUGUUGUGGUUGAUCACAUCUCUCGAAAGGCAGAUUUUGGAUUGAACGGAGCCAAAUCGUUCAGACCCAUGUUUGUGUUCACGUAUUAUAGAACGAUUCAAACCUUAAAAGUUAGAGCUGUAUUAGAAAAUACCAACCUUGAUACUUUACAAGAUGUCAUGUAUAAUGUAACUGUUUCGAAAGGAGUCACAUCUCCUGCUGUGGUGUAUUCUCAACAAGACGUUCAACACUUGUUUGGAUCGAGAUGGACUAAAACAUUUUGGUUCGGUGCCUAUCCUCCCGAAUCACGUGUGAAUUUCAAUUAUAACGUGAAUUACUUGAGUGCUACCAAUUUCAUUCCAAAUUAUCAAACGAAUCAUACUCAAACAGAGAAACAAAUUUCAAAUUAUUACUCGAAUUGGUUAUCAAGACCUAAAGGCAUUUUCGAACCAGGAAUAUGGCAACCUUACAUGCCAACUACAGGAAUGAGAGAUGUCAUUGGUCUCAUGCCAGGAUUUGUACAGGCGUGGCUCACUCUUGGGGAUUGGCGUUAUCGUGAAAUUUCACUCACGAGUGCAGAUUGGGCAGGAGCAUGGAGAGCUCAUUUCAGAGAAGCAAAUCCUUCACUCAAAUGGGAUCGAAAUCAAACAUUGUCAGCUUUAGGAAAACCCAUUUCACUCAAUGCUCAUCCAGCGUUGUGGUUUCCAGACAAUAAUGGGAAAUAUGCAGGCGCCUUAAAUAUGCCCUUGUUAUCAAAUUCCUUUAAUUGGGCAUUUGAAGCAGCUCACGUCCCAGAUCCCUUCUCAAUUCCUUACCUAUUGACAGGUGACUCGUAUUAUUUGGAAUCGUUGCAAUUUUGGGCAGCCAUGGGUGUCAUGACUUUUGCCAAUGGUAUCUAUGGAAGAGGUGCCACUGGUUACGGAGGUAUCACCGAUCAAGUUCGAGGACAAGCAUGGACCUUCCGUACUCGAUGUUUUGCAGCAUUGUAUUCACACGAUGGAUCUCCAGAAAAAUUGUAUUUCACACAAAUGGUGGAAGACGCCAUUGCAUUUUGGGAAGGUCAACGCUCCAUUAACGGUACUUUCAUGAACCAUCCCAAUCGAAUUUGGGCUUCCAAGAAUGCUCCUCUCAAUUGGUCACCUUUAAGAGUUUGGCUUCGAAACACUGACACUCGACAAUCGGCAUUUUGGCAAGAGUUCUUCUUACGUUCUGUGUUGGGAACUAUGAGAGAUUUAGGAUUUCCAACUCGUUCCAUUCUCGAUGAAUAUCACAAAGUAUUGACCACGCAAAUAGGUGCACCAAAUUAUGAUGCAAGAUUUAUGGGAUUUUACUGGGCCUAUGUCAUGCAUUCGAAUUUGACAUGGUAUCAAACAUGGUCUGAGAUGCAACAACAAAAUACAGAGUUGCAGCCCUCAUACUCGGCAGGUGCUGUGAAACAAUUUGAGACUGGAGAUUUGUAUGCUGUGGCUGCCACAUGUGCAAGUUCCUUCUUGACUGUGUAUCCGAAUGGAGCAGAAACUUGGGAAUUCACUCGUUCACAAAUUUUUGACAAGUUCGAUUACAGUGUCAAUUUUCGUUCCUUUAUUGUGUAUCCAAGAAGUUUUGCACCACCUCCACCAUCACCUCCGUCUCCUCAACCCUCAAUGCCAGCUCCAAAUCCUCAGCCCUCAGGGUCAAGUGUCAAACCAGUUCCCUCUCAAAAAGUGAUGAAUAGUAGCCAUGUAGCAAGAGCUUCUUUGGCAUCUCCUCCUCGAAUGCACUGGUCGAUGGAUCGAGUCAUGGUCGUUCUCAUGUCAGCAUGGAUUGGACUAGGAUUGAUCAUGAUAGGGUAG
This is a messenger RNA of Naegleria lovaniensis, 2511 nucleotides long. RefSeq lists its product as uncharacterized. NCBI's taxonomy places the organism in Eukaryota, Heterolobosea, Eutetramitea, Acrasida, Naegleriidae. Bases 1 to 2511 code for a protein of 836 amino acids. The record is from RefSeq and is a predicted model, not a curated record. The transcript has a single exon.